AUGCGGAGGAGGGACGACAUCCCUCCUGGUGCGGAUCAUGACCUCCCUCGCCACCUCGAGAGGGAGGGACCCGAGGGUCUCCUCCCUUCAACGACUCUGAAGAUUGGGGAUGAAGAUGGAUUAAGGAAGUCCAACUUCGACAGGCGGAAGUCCUCGUUCACGGGUUCCUUCAGCACGGCCGGGAUAUGCUGGUACCCGUUUCGUCUUCUCGGGAGGUGGACCUGGCACGACCUCCUUACGGAGCGGGGUGGAUGUUCGAUUGCAGGCGAUGAAGGACGCGCUGUUGGGGAGAGGAGAGGGGAACGUGGUCGUGCUGAGUUGCCGGAUGCCCUGCAGGAGAGAGCCGGCGUGGACGCGGGGGAGACGCACGCGGCGGGAUACGCGGGACACGCCCUCGAGCUGAGCAUGGGAACCCGUCAGGGGCAUGGUGGAACAUGGUGGGACAUGGUGGGACAUGGUGGGACACGGUGGGGCGCCGGGGUGACCCAGAAAGUGACCAUGUGGACGUCGCUGAAGCGGAACGGGAAGAGAGAGAAUAAGGUGGACAUUGACCUCCUGGGAGGACAGGAGAAGCUCAAAGGGGGAAUUCCAACUCGGCCGGAUCAGCCCCGAAUCGAUCCGACGGCGAUUCCCCGGGGAGAAGCGAAGAUACAAACGAUCGCCAUUCCCGCUGAUGAGGUUCGUUCUCCAGGGACAUUCAGCUCGUCGCGAAUGGAGAAGAUGCAGGCCGGCGGAGGUAUGACAUCCCUCCUGGUGCAAAUCAUGACCUCCCUCGCCCAGUUCAGUGACAAAAUCUACCCUCCCAUCGCCACCUCCAGCGUGAGGAACCUGAACGACGUGAUCGCGGGAGGUCGCCUCCCCCAGGGACCCAAGGGUCUCCUCCCUUCAGCCGUCAACGGUGAGAAGGAGGUGUGCUACCAUCCAUUCGGCUGCUUCGACCUGGCCCACCCGUGGACCUCGGAGGACGUUCGACCCGUUGCCUUCUUCCCUCAGCCGCCUUCCGAGGUUCGACCUGUCUUUUGCCUCUACGCGCCGAGGAAUCCUGGCACCUGUCAGACCUUGGAGAUGGGGAAUGAAGAUGGAUUAAGGGAGUCCAACUUCGACGGGCGGAGGGACGUGAAGGUCCUCGUUCACGGGUUCCUUCAGCACGGCCGGGACGGGGAUAUGCUGGAGACGACCGGCUCGGACAUGCAGAGGGUGCACGUGCUCGGAUUCAGCCUCGGUGCGCAUGUGGCUGGCUACGCGGGAUCCGCCCUGCAGGGAACGGGAUACCGUCUGGGGCGGAUCACGGGAUUGGACCCGGCCGGCCCCCAAUUCCAAGGGACGGAGCCCAUCGUCCGAUUGGAUCCGGGGGACGCCGUCUUCGUGGAUGUCAUCCACACCGACGCCAAUGGCGAGUGCGAAAGCGAUUCAUUUUUUUUAUUUGUUCCCUGUGAGGUCAAUGACCUGUCGGUUGCAGCGUACGGCAUGGAGCAGAGGAUGGGGCACGUCGACUUUUAUCCCAAUGGGGGCAGGGACAUGAGCGGAUGCGUCAGCCCCGGUGGCGGAGAUAUUGUGGACAAACUGGGGUGCGAUCACUUCAGAGCUCUGAGGUACUUGACGGAGUCCUUGAACUCGGGUUGCCCGUUCCUCGCCUUCAGAUGCGACAGCUGGGAAAAAUUCCUGAGAGGGGAAUGCUAUUCGUGCGGAGGCGGAGGAUGCGUUCGCCUGGGGAAUUCCUGGGAAGACUGGAGAGGAAAGGCAGAGAUGGCAAAUACUGGCUCUGGAGGCGCCUUCUUCCUUCACACUGGCCCAAGCCCUCCCUUUUGUCGGGUGACCCAGGAGGUGACCGUGUGGACGUCGCUGAAGCGGAACGCGAAGGGAGAGAAUAAGGUGGGCAUUGACCUCCUUGGAAGCAGGGGAAGCUGGAGGGGGGAAUUCUCACUCGGUUCGCUCCGCGAGAACGGAACCGGGUUGAGGGGAUUCCUCACGACGCAGGAUGUGGGCCACAUCCAGUCCAUCCGGAUCCGCGCCCUGCCCGACCUCCCUAUCAACAGGAUCUCCAUCCGCACGAUCGACUACAACCUCCGAUCCAUCAUCGAGUUCAUCGAAGCCCGUCGUAAAACCCGUUUCUUCCUCCGCAGGCGGGAUUUCUGUCUCUCCCGGGAAUGGGGUCCCUGCCCUUCCACCGGCGCCUUCUUCGGCUUCCUGCGAUGGCUGGCGACGAUGAAGAGGUCGGCCCGAUGA
Darwinula stevensoni is the source of this 2226-nucleotide messenger RNA. Lineage: Eukaryota; Metazoa; Arthropoda; Ostracoda; Podocopida; Darwinulidae. The record is from the annotation of a GenBank genome assembly.